Messenger RNA from Symbiodinium necroappetens, 1095 nucleotides. The record is from the annotation of a GenBank genome assembly. Lineage: Eukaryota; Dinophyceae; Suessiales; Symbiodiniaceae.
AUGAGUCUUCUGGUCAACGUCCUGUCGCGCCAUUCCGACCUCUCGUCGAUCCCUCCGCGCGGUACGCGUCGCGCCGAUAUGGGAUUGUGGCGCACACGGGACGGUAAAUUCAUCUGCACGACCGACAUGGAGCCGCGCUACUGGGCGAUUUUUUGUGAAACCGUGGGGCGCCCCGAUUUCGUCGCGCUGCAGAACGAUGUCGAGAGCAGGCCGGAAAUCCGGUCCGCGCUGGAGGCGAUCUUUCGUGAACGUGAUCUGGACGAAUGGCUCGCGAUCCUGGGGGCCGCCGGAACGCAAUUCGCGCCCGUACAUUCGAUCGGCGAAGCGCUCGAAGAUCCGCACAAUAAGGCCCGGGGCAUGGCGCUUUCAUACCAGGGCGCCGGCGGACGAACCGUGCGCCAGAUCGGCCAGCCAGUGCGCUUCGGGCAGGAAAGCCCCGUACGUUGGCUGGGCCGUGCGCCUGGCGCGGACACCGAAGCACUUUUGGAGGACAUCGGCCUAUCGAAAGCCGAAAUCGAGACCCUGCGGACGACCGGCGCCCUUGGCGAGUUCCAGCUCACCUACUCGACAAGCUAUUCGCCGACCCAUCCCUAUGGCGCCGCGGACGAGCAGUGGAUCGAACGCAUCCAGGACCAAACCGACGGACGCGUCGCGAUCACUCCGUUCUGGGGCGGUUCGCUGAUCACCAGCCGUGAAGGUGUGGACGAAUUGGCCGCCGGCGUUGCCGACAUUGCUUUCAUUGCCCCGAUCUACGCAAGCUCGGGCUAUGACCUGAGCCGCCUCACGCCGCAAUUCUUUUAUGGCUAUGAGGAUGCCCAGGACGUUCUGGGCGUCUAUCUCGAUCUGUGGGAAGAAUAUCCCCAGUUUGCCGAGGAACUCGAUGGCGUCAAGGUUCUGGGGUUCAACGCGGGUACGCCCAUGCAUCUGAUGCUGCGCGAGCAGCCGUUCGAAGAGCUCGCCGAUCUGCAGGGCCUGCGCAUCCGCUCUGCUGUGGACUAUGUCGGCGCGCUGGCAAACUUUGGCGCCGAGGGCGUCACCAUGCCCAUGGCCGAGACCUAUCCCUCGCUGCAACGCGGCGUACUGGACGGGGUGAUA